This is a messenger RNA of Cucurbita maxima (winter squash), 1930 nucleotides long. RefSeq names its product protoporphyrinogen oxidase 1, chloroplastic-like. Gene Ontology annotation, molecular function: protoporphyrinogen oxidase activity, oxygen as acceptor. Lineage: Eukaryota; Viridiplantae; Streptophyta; Magnoliopsida; Cucurbitales; Cucurbitaceae. The record is from RefSeq and is a predicted model, not a curated record. The coding region runs from base 85 to 1734 and encodes 549 amino acids. The transcript has 9 exons. Gene Ontology annotation, biological process: porphyrin-containing compound biosynthetic process.
CUUCAGAUAUACUGUUGUAGAUAACAAAUCCACAGUUCACUCUGCAUCCUUUCUUCACCUUCGAUUCUCAAUUUCCUCUCCGCCAUGGCCUCCGGCGCCACCCUUCUCACCGACCUCCCAUUCCGGCGCCCUUACCCUCCCACUCUGUUCCGCCCCUCGAACAUUCCUUCUUUCCACCCACUCCACAUUUCUAUCCGAAUCAAUCACCUUCGCCCCAAUUUCAGAUGUUCAAUCGCCGAGGGCUCCGCUACUGUUUCAACUUCUGAUGUCUCUGGUCAAUCUUCCAGGGUGGAUUGCGUGGUCGUUGGUGGUGGGAUUUCUGGCCUUUGCAUCGCUCAGGCACUUGCAACAAGGCACCCUGAUGUUGCGCCUAACAUCAUUGUCACAGAGGCGAAGGCUCGCGUUGGAGGCAACAUCACUACGGUUGAGAGAGAUGGGUAUCUCUGGGAGGAAGGGCCUAAUAGCUUCCAGCCCUCCGAUCCUUUACUCACUAUGGUGGUGGAUAGUGGCUUGAAAGAUGAUCUAGUUCUGGGAGAUCCGGAUGCACCUCGAUUUGUAUUGUGGAAGGGAAAGCUCAGACCAGUACCCGCGAAGCCUAAUGAUCUACCUUUCUUUGACCUGAUGAGCCUUGGUGGAAAAAUCAGAGCAGGCUUUGGUGCACUGGGCAUUCGCCCUCCUCCUCCAGGUCGAGAGGAAUCAGUUGAAGAAUUUGUUCGUCGGAACCUUGGUGAUGAAGUUUUUGAACGCUUGAUAGAGCCAUUUUGUUCUGGCGUAUAUGCUGGUGACCCUUCAAAGCUUAGCAUGAAAGCAGCUUUUGGUAAGGUUUGGAAGCUAGAACAAAAUGGUGGUAGCAUUAUUGGUGGGACUUUCAAAGCAUUUCAAGAAAGGAAUAAAGCUACCAAGCCACCAAGAGAUCCACGCCUGCCAAAGCCGAAGGGCCAAACUGUUGGAUCUUUUAGGAAAGGACUUGCCAUGUUGCCAAAUGCUAUUUCUACAUGCUUGGGCAAUAAGGUAAAGUUAUCUUGGAAGCUAUCUAAUAUCAGUAAAGUGGAUGAUGGAGGUUACAGUUUGACAUAUGAAACACCAGAAGGGCUAGUCUCUAUACUAAGCAGAAGUGUCAUCAUGACAGUCCCUUCUUACGUUGCCAGCACACUGUUGCGUCCAAUCUCGGUGAAAGCUGCAGAUGUACUUUCAGAAUUUUACUAUCCACCAGUUGCAUCAGUGACCAUAUCAUAUCCAAAAGGAGCAAUUAGGAAAGAAUGCUUGAUAGAUGGUGAACUAAAGGGGUUUGGUCAAUUGCACCCUCGCAGCCAGGGGGUGACAACUUUGGGAACUAUAUACAGUUCAUCACUUUUUCCCAAUCGAGCACCAGAUGGAAGGGUAUUACUUUUGAACUACAUUGGAGGAGCUACUAAUACUGAAAUUCUUUCCAAGACAGAGAGCGAACUCGUAGAAGUAGUCGAUCGGGAUUUGAGAAAAAUCCUCAUAAACACAAAUGCAGAGGAUCCCAUGUUAUUGAGUGUGAGGGUGUGGCCUCAAGCCAUUCCACAGUUCUUGAUUGGUCAUCUUGAUGUUUUGGAUGCCGCCAAGGCCGGACUGAGAGAAGCUGGAAUGGAAGGCUUGUUUUUAGGUGGAAACUAUGUAUCUGGUGUGGCCUUGGGGCGAUGUGUGGAGGGUGCCUAUGAAGCUGCAACUGAGGUAGCUAGUUUCUUGUCUAAAAAUGUGUAUAAAUAGCUGUUUUUUCUUUUUGCUUUCUACCAUUAGACAUGUGCAAACUGAUAGGCUCUUCACAAGGGAUGGCGAUGUUGCUGUGCUGCAGGUAUGGUUUUAGCUAGAUUUUGUCUUGUUUUAUUGGCGGCAGCAAAAUAGUUGUAAUUCGUUGAGUUCUCUAAAACUGUUCUUAUUGCUUGACUUUCAACGUUCCCCAGUA